This is a messenger RNA of Lolium rigidum, 2367 nucleotides long. Its product is annotated as C2 domain-containing protein At1g53590-like. The transcript has 12 exons. NCBI's taxonomy places the organism in Eukaryota, Viridiplantae, Streptophyta, Magnoliopsida, Poales, Poaceae. Gene Ontology annotation, molecular function: lipid binding. The record is from RefSeq and is a predicted model, not a curated record. Bases 16 to 2028 code for a protein of 670 amino acids.
CUCCCGCCGGGCGCGAUGGAUAUAACGGAGGUCACGGUGGUGCACCACGCCGCGCUGGUGCUGGCCGCGCUCUGGGCCGCCGCGUACGCCGGCUGGGCGCACCCGGCCAUCUUCCUCGCCGCCCUCGUUUACCUAUUCGCGGUGAAUGAACGGUACACAAUGAGACUGCGGAAGCGAUUACAAUAUGAAGAAAGGAAAAGUGCCAACCAAAGAAGGCUCCUCUCGGAUGCAGAGACAGUCAGGUGGUUAAAUUAUGCGGUUGAAAAGAUCUGGCCAGUUUGCCUGGAAAGGGUUGCAUCCCAACAGUUCCUUCUGCCCAUAUUCCCAUGGUUCAUAAACAAGUUCAAACCAUGGACCGCAAGGAAAGCAGAGAUCCAGAACCUUUACUUGGGUAGGAAUCCGCCGAUGUUUACAGAUAUUAGGGUCGUCAGCCAAUCAACUGAUGAUGACCAUCUGGUUCUGGAGAUUGGAAUGAACUUCCUUGCCGCAGAUGAUAUGGAUGCAAGGAUGGCUGUGCAGCUAAGGAAGAGAUUAGGGUUUGGUAUUACAGCAAACAUGCAUAUAACUGGCAUGCAUGUUGAAGGCAAAGUCCUUGUUGGUGUGAGGUUCCUUCGACAGUGGCCUUUUAUUGGUCGUGUAAGAGUAUGCUUUGUUGAGCCUCCAUACUUUCAGAUGACGGUGAAACCUUUAUUUGGUCAUGGGCUUGACGUGACUGAACUGCCAGGAAUUUCUGGAUGGCUUGACAGGAUGUUGGAUGUUGCCUUUGGACAGACCCUUGUUGAGCCUAACAUGCUAGUUAUUGAUAUGGAGAAGUUUGCCUCGGAAUCGGAAUCUGCAGGUAACUGGUUUACUGUUGAUGAGAAGCCACCCAUUGCACAUGCCAAGGUAGAGAUCUUGGAAGGGGCUGAUAUGAAACCUUCUGAUCCAAAUGGUUUAUCAGAUCCAUAUGUUAAAGGCCAUCUUGGUCCGUACCGUUUCCAGACAAAGAUCCAUAAGAAAACUCUCAACCCCAAAUGGCAGGAGCAGUUUAAAAUACCAAUUACUUCAUGGGAAUCGCUCAAUCUUCUUUCUCUUCAAGUUCGAGACAAGGACCAUAUCUUUGAUGACGCGCUUGGUAACUGUUCAGUUAGUAUCAACAAAUUGAGAGGGGGACAAAGACACGAUAUAUGGAUUGCACUAAAGCAUAUAAAGACAGGGAGGAUACAUAUAGCUGUAACUGUACUUGAAGAUGAAAAUGAAAAGGUACCCAAUGAUGAAGAUGAGCAGUGUGGAACACCAAAAGAGGGGAAAGCUAGCACACCGAGGUCUAGCAUUUCUUCCAGGACCAAAACUGAGAGUGCAACAUCUGCGGAAUACCAGAAGAUGUCUGAUGAAUACGAACAAGUGGAUAUCGAAGGACUGGAUAAGGCUGGUGUGUGGGUACAUCGGCCUGGCAGCGACGUGGCCGCUACCUGGGAGCCUCGGAAAGGACGAGUGCGGUGCCAGGACUCCCAAAUACUACGGGAAAAUGAUGCCUGCAGUGAUAGCCCUAGGUCAUCAAUGUCGGACUCUCAGACAAGCAACUCCAGCACUGAAGAACCAGCCAGUGGUAAAUCACAUCGUCACAUUCGGAAGGUAAAAAAGGGUUUGGUCAAACUAGCUGGAGCUAUGCGCCGCAAGAGCCCCAAGAACGGGAGCGACGAUGAAACUUCUCUAUGCGAAACGCCUCGCCCAAACAUACAGCCUUUUGGAGAAAGCAGGGUAUCGGUAACAUAUGUGGUCGAUGAAGGUGUGGGGAACAACAGGACGGAGCAGAGGCCUGAUGACCAGCAUUCCAGCCCCGAGAGAGGCGAGGUCAAAAGCCCAACCAAAAGGCAGCUGAGGAACAAGGCAGUGCAUUUGGUGAAACAUGCAGGGAAAACCGCUCAGAGCCUGAAAAGCAUGUUGAGCAGGAAAGGUCUUGACAAGAGCAAAGAAGACGAGGAAGAUGAGGAAGAUGAUCUCGAUGUAAUGAGAGUCGACUCUCCUGCACACGACAGAACUGAGUGACACCGGAGUUCGUAGUUGAUAGCAGGGACAAAGCGCUGUAGAACUUCUAUUACAGUAUUAUAGUUAGCAAUGGUUCUUUUUUUUUAGAGAGAAUCUGGCAAUGGUUGUGGAUACCCAAACUGAACCCACAUGGGGAUUUUGGCAAUCAACUCAUUUGGUCCUUGGCCCGACGAAUAAAGGCAUGACCAUUUGGGCAGUUGGGUCUGCCUCAUACCGUAAUCGGGUCAAUGGGACGUCAUCAAGUGACCUGGUUGCCCUCAACAACAAAAAGGUGACCUGAUCAACAGGGUCGACCCACCUCUCAGACUUGGACUUUGUAGUUCAGUUAGCUCUAAUUAA